AUCUGCUCCCCCACUGCCCAGCUCAGGCACUGCAGAAGCACACAGUAUGCUCCUCUGCAACACGAGGGAUGCAACAGAACCAUCAAGUGCCUUGUUUCCAUCACAAGGGCAGGAAUUAAGACGCAUAGUUUAGCACACGCUACCUAUUCCAUGGCCUCAUCCUGAGCUGUGCUGGGCCCCUGUGACAGACACUGUCGUCCAGAAGCAUCAGGGAUUCUUCCCACUUCUGGUCAGGCCACCUUUGCUGUUCUUACGACUUGUCAUAAAAAUCUCCAGCUGUACUCCCUAGUGUGAAGGACCAACACAUUCAACUGCUGUCCAUAUUGUCUCAGUUUUGCAUGUUAUCUGCCAUUGCUUUAGCUUCUUGCAGCUCCUAGCACAUCACUUUCCAAUUCCUGCACAUGCACAGUGUCAGGGUAAGGAGUGUGGAAACUACUUUAUGCAGAGCUGGUCACAGAACAGCAACCAGGAGAUCCAAGCAGCUUCCUUGUUUGAGCAAGAACCUCACACCACAACCAAAGCCACCGUGGAGCAUGGAAUCCCCCAGUCCCUACGUUUUGUAGGAACAACCUUCAGACUCCUUCUCUUGUGAGCACUGUAAAUGUUUACCAGUGCUGAUUUAGAUGCAGAUAUGCUGAUGUGACACAAUUUCUCCAGUUCCAGUGCUCUAGUGGAGCCAAUAACCCCAUGUUUUGGCCUUUUUAACCUGAGACAAAACAAGCUCUUGCCUUCUGUCACCUUACAAUUAACUCCCACCAGCAUCAGAGUAAAGCGAUAGCUUCACAAAACUUGGACUGCCCCAAAAAAGUCCUACAAAGCCUUUUGGCUUCUCUAUGCAGAAUGUAUUCUGAAUUUUUAGAAACACUGGUUUCUUUGGAGCAACCUGUUUCUGUGAAAAUUCUGUUUAUAUCCAACAUUGUUAAUAUGCCCCAACAUAUUGCAAGGUGGUUCUCUAACGCUGCCUGUUUGUCCAUCCUGCACCCCCAUCCUGCCUUUCCUCUUAAAGAGACAGUACAUCCCUGCCAGUGACACGAGAAGCCACUAACUGUGUUAGGACUGUACAUUCUAUGAGUCUGGGAUGGAGCCAGCAAUGCUGCUGGAGUCCGUGGUCUGCCGUGCAAUCAUCUCCUGCAGCUCACUGCUUGCCACGUGGAGGCAGCAUGCAGUGCGAGCCAUCAGCUUUUGAUUUGAAAGUGCUUCCACAGUCAGAGGUUGAAAAUAACUAGGGUGUUUUUCACAUCAUUAGAGAUGCCAGAAGCUGUCCAAGCACAGUCGAUUGCUGUAACCAGCCCCAGGUGUGAGAGGCCUGCUGUAAAAGCUUGUGGCCAGGCAGCACAGGUGGAACAUGCUGAUUUUUGACAUCUGUGGUAAAACAAAGAUCCAAGAGGCUCAGGUGAGGUUCUUGCCAUAAAUAGCUGUAUGUCAGCAGCGGAGCUCUGGUCUGUGGUGUAUCCCUGGGAUUAGAGACCUGGGGACAAUUUGAUGGAUGUUGGCUCUCAACGGGUCAGUUUCUGCUAACCUGUGUCAAAGGAGCAGGGAGUUCUGUCAGCACUGCUGACUCAGGUGAGUGCUGUGGGAAUGUAUGAUGGACUUGCUGACCUUGUGCAGAAUUGGCACUCUUUAGAAGUACAAGCACAGAAGGUGUGAGCUGGGGCCAGUCUGAGAACAGCUAUGAUCGGGGAAGGUGGAGGGGAUGGGAUGCAUCAGCUGAAUAGACAAGAAAAGGCUGAUGCUUAGUUUGUGAAGCUGCAUGAACCCAGCGGUGGGGCAGGGCUAUGACAAAUAUAUUGAGGGAGAGUACCGUCUGUGGGCUAUCUAAAGGGGUCUAGGCUCUCAGAGGAGGGUUGUGUGGAGGCUGUCUUGGGGACAGCAUGCUUUCCUGUGGGCUGAGUGUAUACAGUGUAGUGAGGCAUCUGGGGAGGUGCUCUGGGCAUGUUUUGCAUGGUGCAGAUAAGGGUGGUGGGUUUGAGCCUGAGCAGAGUUGUAGGUUUCUGUUCCAGCUGGUCAGGGUGAGUUCACAGGCAUAGUCAUUCCUGUUUCUGUUUAUCAGCAUGUGUCUGGUGAUUUCCUAAGAGAAGAUACAAGCCUCUGUGUGAGCAAGACGUACAUAGCCAGAGCUCUGUGAAGGACGUUCAGUCAGAACCAACAUGAGGAACAAACUGUGGCUCCAGAUUAUUUCCUUCUUCCUUCUGUUUCAGUACACUACAUGUUGUGAAAACAUCACCUGUUUUGUGGACUAUGUACAGACCCUGUCCUGUAUCCUGAGAAAUGACUUGGGUGCCAGUUCAUAUAACCUCACUGCAACAUGGGUUCUUGAGGAUGAUACAGAAAAUACUGUGGCUGCCUGCAGUCUCCUUCAGUUGUCCAGGAACACCAGUCACACACAGUACAUGUGCACUGUGGACAUGAGUGGACUCCUAGCAGAUGUCAAAGUCCAGGUGAAUGUUACAGAGACGGCUGAUAGGCAGCACGUGAUUUCCAAAGGCUUUUAUAUGGCAGAGAACAUCAAACCACAGCCUCCAUUCAAUCUGACCGCUCUGUUCUCAGAGGGUUACAAUAUUUCUUGGGAAACCAUCUACCAGAACUCUCCUUUCUACUUUUUAAAUGAGGAACUGGAAUAUCAGCUGCGUUAUAAGAGAAGGACUGACACCUGGGAGACUCAGAAGACUAAAGCUGUCCAUGAAGAUAAACGGACGCUGAUGAUCCUGCCAUGGGAACUCCAGGCAAACACUGAGUAUCAGUUCCAAGUGAGAGCCAGACCCCGAGAAGACACUAGCUACCAUGGAUUUUGGAGUGAAUGGAGUCCUCUGCUGACAUUGAAAACCAGCCCUGCCGCAGUGACACAGACAGUAGGCAUGGGAUGGCUGCUGCUGUUCGGUGUUAUCGUGGCAAUCACUGCCUCAAUCACAACCUUUCUGGCCAAACAGCGGAGUUUAUUGAAGAACUUGGCUUGCAUCCCAGACCCUGCUCCCUUUUUCAAACCUCUUUACCUGGUGCAUAAUGGAGAUUUCAAGAAGUGGGUUGGUGUAUCUCAUACAAAAAUGACCCUCGAUUUCUUUGAAUGGGGAGUAGUCCUUCCAGAAGUCCUAGAAGUUUACACCAUGCAUCCUUCCAACAACACCUCACGGGAGGAGCUGUGUGAGCUGAGAAAAGAUCUGCCUUGCAAGCCCUGUGUGUCUUGCCUGACUGCUCCAGGUCAGGAUAGCCAGUCCCUACUGUCUAGUGUGAACAGUAGCAGUGGGACUCAGGACCAGUCUUACGGGCAUUUGUCCAUUGAUACUGUGACUGUGGCCGAUGAAUUUACACCUUGUAACUGCCAGUGCAACUGUAAUCGUAUGUACAGGGGACAUGAGCAUACCAGUGAGGAAGAUGAUAGUGCUGGAGAAACUGGUUACCCCAAGGUUAACAUUGAUGAUGAAGAUAGAAAGAUAUCCAGUGACUUGCACCUGGCUGUCCUGAGCACACAGGACAAAAUACUUGCUUCAGGCUCUGUGUCCACAGACCACCCGAGGAAUACAAGCGUCCCAGCCCACCAGCAAGUAGAAAGGGCUUUGGAAGGAGGGAUGGGGAGCAUCCUAGAAGCCCUUUCCUUGCAGCCUAACGAGUGGGAUUUGGAAAAUCCAGGUUCUCUACCUUCUCCUGAUGGUGAAAGUGUUUCCUGCAGUGAAGGCUCCUAUGACUUCUUCCCUCACAUUGCAAGGCCUGGUGAUAGUUACCCUAUGAUCUGUGUAGAUUUGGACACUGUUGACAGUGGUUUUGUGGACUCUGACUGUGGGAGUCCAGUUGACUCUGAAUUUCAGCAAAGCGGUCAGGCCAGCUGUGGGCCCAUCCCUCUUGAGCGAGAGGGGGAGGACUUUCCACGGAGCUACGUCAAGCAGUGGGUCUCCUGUCGCUCUGACAGCCCUGUCAACGGGGGACAGACAAACUAAGGACUUGUUGUUGCCUUGCAGAGUGCAAGGCCUUUUGCAUACUAUUCCAGGAGCAAUGUGUGAGCAAAAUUCAGGAGAGAAACAAAGUUUGCUUUGUGUAAACUCUGUUGCAUACAGUGGAAAACUGUUAGGUCCAUAGAAAUAUAUGCUUAUUUCUAUUGCCACUUAUCCUAUUAAUGUUUCAAACUUGAUGUGAUUGAUUUUUUUUUCCUUUUUUUUUAAGAAUCCUAUGUCAAACUCUCUUAUAAUAGCAGAAAAAUCAAUUGUACCUUGAAAAUUACCCUUUAGCUUAUGUAGAUGUGCAAAUUUUUUUGACAGUAACAUACAAAGUACAAAACUUUAAAUUAUUUUCCCUGGUAGUCUCACAUGACUUGAGAGUUUGGAUGUACAUGGAAUCUUAGAAGCAUAACCCCAAGCAAGCAUGUUUGUUACAUUAAAGUUCCCCUACCCUUUCCAAACAACAUAGGUGGUGUUACUUCUCUACUAAUAUCUUUGGUUCUUUAAAACCAGCUGUAAUAGUUUGUUAAUUAUGGAGGGUCUCAUCCCUGUCCAUGGAGUAUGAUCAGAAGCAAUUCUCCUGUAAUCAUCACAGAACUGUGUGUCCAGGAGACCAAACACAACUCAGGUUUCAGAAAGACUUUGCCUUUUCAGGUGGAGUCUGCAAAUGAGAAGUCUUCAAAACACAUAUAAUUCCAGACAAACUCUUGCUACCAGGGCAUUCUACUGAAUCAGCAUCUCUCCCAGCAUUUUCCAAGCACAUUAACUGAAACACUGAGCAGCCUUUAGAACUAUGCAGAAAUUUCAGAAAUAUUGUUCUACCUGGAUGUGCUUGUGACUCCAUCUUCUGCCUUGGACCUGGUCUGCUGCAGUUAACAGGUCAGUAGCACAAAGUUUGAGCAUUUUCUGCUAGCUAAUAAAGCCAACCAAACUUCUA
This is a messenger RNA of Tyto alba (common barn owl), 4863 nucleotides long. It is a transcript of the gene IL21R, whose product is annotated as interleukin 21 receptor. The transcript is spliced from 9 exons. The record is from RefSeq and is a predicted model, not a curated record. The coding region runs from base 2148 to 3929 and encodes 593 amino acids. NCBI's taxonomy places the organism in Eukaryota, Metazoa, Chordata, Aves, Strigiformes, Tytonidae. Gene Ontology annotation, biological process: cytokine-mediated signaling pathway; immunoglobulin mediated immune response. Gene Ontology annotation, molecular function: protein binding; cytokine receptor activity. Gene Ontology annotation, cellular component: external side of plasma membrane.